AUGGCUUCGCACACUUGUUGGAACGAAACCGCUUCGCAGCAGGAAAGCGAGGUGAAUCCCGCGUUCCUGGUGCUCAACUGCGUCAUCCUCUCGCUCACCUUCGUCCUGGGCUUGCCUGCCAACCUGUUGGUUUGCUGGGUGGUGUUCAGAAACCAAAACCUCCAGACCUCUAACAACGCGCUGCUGGUCAGCCUGGCGGCCAGCGACCUCCUGAAGUGCUCCGUGGACACGCCGCUUUUCCUCUUCUCCUUCCUCAGCUACGGGAGACACCUGGAGGUGUCCGUGUCCCUGUGCGCCGUGCAGCGCUUCUCAUACGCGCUGUGCAGCUGCGUUCAGCUCCUCACACUGGUCAGCAUCAGCGUGGAGCGGUACCAAGCCAUCGCCUUCCCCUUCCGGACGCAACGGAGGAAGACCAGGGUGUGCAUGUGGAUCCCGUCCAUCUGGGUCUGCGGCGUCCUCUUAGCCGUCGUAUCGCUGGCUCUCUCAAAACAGGAGCUGUAUCACAUGCUCUGCCGCCGGUACCCUUGGGGGGAUGUGCCCGUUGAGACUCUCCGAUCUACGGAUCCGUUCGGGGCCUAUGUCCUGGUGCCUGUGUGGGGUUUCUCCUUGACCCUGAUCGUUAUUUACUACGCGCGAAUAUUCAAAGUAGUCCGGCAACACCGAAAGCGAGUCUACGACAACGGGAUCCAGCUGAGGCCAACAACGAAACAGGUGUGGAGGUGGUUCAGCUUCGCGGCUUCAGAACCGGGACCAGCUCCUCGUCGUACUCCUCCUCAGCGCCAUCACCUCAAGCUGCUCCCGGCAAUGUGUCGGCCUGCGUCCAGCAGCACGCCGCCGAACAGCCGUCUGAUCACCGUGGCCGAGGCGAGGACGUCCCGGGUCAUCAAGGGGAAGCCCCCGCGGAGCCCCCUUCCGGAGAUCGCAGGAGCGGUUUGUAUUCUGACGCCCCUGGCGAGAGAGCGCGGGAAGAAACGGAUGGAGGGGAAGCUGGCGCAGCGCUUCGGGUACAUCAUCAUCGUUUUCACUCUGUUCUGGGUGCCCAUGGUUGUGACCCUUUUGAUGAACAUCACCUCGUGGCAGAACACCAACUCACUGGCAGUGGAGCUGGAGACAUCUGCCAUGGUGCUGACCAGCGUGCCGGCCGCUGUAGACCCGCUCAUCUACACCAUGGUGACCCGGCAGUUCCGCUCCGAGCUGAAUAAGAUCCUCUCCUCGCUGUCGGUCUUUCCGCGGAAGUUUAAGGGUUGA
Messenger RNA from Gadus chalcogrammus (walleye pollock), 1248 nucleotides. RefSeq names its product D(3) dopamine receptor-like. Lineage: Eukaryota; Metazoa; Chordata; Actinopteri; Gadiformes; Gadidae. The transcript is spliced from 2 exons. Gene Ontology annotation, cellular component: membrane. The record is from RefSeq and is a predicted model, not a curated record. Bases 1 to 1248 code for a protein of 415 amino acids. Gene Ontology annotation, molecular function: neuropeptide receptor activity. Gene Ontology annotation, biological process: neuropeptide signaling pathway.